Brienomyrus brachyistius is the source of this 1186-nucleotide messenger RNA. RefSeq lists its product as uncharacterized. The transcript has 5 exons. Lineage: Eukaryota; Metazoa; Chordata; Actinopteri; Osteoglossiformes; Mormyridae. Bases 101 to 730 code for a protein of 209 amino acids. The record is from RefSeq and is a predicted model, not a curated record.
CCCCCACGGACAACUGCAUUGUUUAUAGUGACCGGGGCUUGCAGGAGCACGUGUGUCAUAGUCAUGCAGCUUAUGUAGGCCCUGUCUACUUGCAUCAAAUAUGAGGUGUCAUCCUCCGUGGUCACAGCUACGGGCAAAAUGUUGCUUCUUCCCCGUCAGGAAAAAAUCCGGAGGAAUUUGGAUGUGCAAGCGCAUCUUGAAGCCAAUUCGAUCGAUCCUACGGCUCCUGGGAGAGGGCGACAUCUCACGGCCCAUCGAGGAACUGCAAGCCUUCUACUACUGCAUCCUAGUCGUCGAUCGCUACCUUCGCGGCGCGCUGCCGAGACGCGCGUCACCGGAGGACCGAGAGCGCUGGGAGGUCAGCCUGUGGGAGUAUGUCUCUCUCCACACCAUGUUCCAGGGGCGGGAACUGCACAGUCUGUACACACAAAGUCUAAAAGGCUGCCACAGCUUCGAGGCAACCUGUGAUGGGUGGCGCUACAACUUUUUGGCAAGUCGGCUGCUCAGGGCCUGCGCUGACCUUCCAAGGCUUUUCCUGGCCUGGGGUCUCCACAGCGCCCGGACGUUGACGUGGGAACCAGAGGCAGCUGCACUGGGCCCCUCGGCCCAGAAUGGCUGCUCGGCAAGUGAGAGAGCAAGGAAGUUGCAGAGGAGUAGAAAAGGGGGCGAAGAUUUAGCUAGAUUUACCAGCUCACGGAGCAAGAAUGAGGCAGGCUACCUUUCAGCUUAAAAGACAGAAAAUCCUUCACUUCAGACAUCUUUUCUCCAGGAUGAGAAAUGAGGCCUUUCAGUUCGGAAAAGAACUCCCUAAUGGAUCGCGUUCACGUAUUGCAAUAAAAUGGCUCCUAUCAAAGAUAAAUGAUUUGCCAGCCUUCGCUCUUUUGAUCAUUGGAAAGUCUAGAUGAAUGAGCUUCACAAGCCUGCUGUCUUAUCUGCUAAGAAGGUGCUGAGGUGGCGUUGGCAAAAAUGUGAAUUAUUGAGCUUUGUUGCGACACCGGGCCAGCCAGACUAACUGUGCAGUGGCACGUUCACUGCACUGUCAGCAGGGGGCUUUCAUGCAGCCUUGGCACACCUCCCAUAACAUUUUAAUGACCUGCUAUAUAAUUAUUGGACGUGAAGUGUUUUAUCUAGAAGUAUCAGUUAAUCUGCUGUAAUAAAAAUGAACCUUUGUUGAUGUGAGACAGAA